UCUCUAGGCGGGCUGCUCCCCGGGAGUGACUGUCACAGGGCCAGGCGAGCCUUCGAGCCUGGGCCAAAGCUCCACGCCGCCCGGAGAGGGCAGGCGCGAUGUGGCCUCUCCCUCUGAUGAAAAGAAAAGGGAAGGAUGGACUACACUCACCAAACUGCCCUAGUCCCAUGUGGACAAGACAAAUACAUGUCCAAGAAUGAACUUCUGCUGCAUCUGAAGACCUACAACUUGUACUAUGAAGGCCAGAACUUGCAACUCCGACACCGAGAGGAGGAAGACGAGUUCAUCGUGGAGGGGCUGCUGAACAUCUCCUGGGGGCUGCGUCGGCCCAUCCGGCUGCAGAUGCAGGAUGACCACGAACGCAUCCGCCCCCCUCCGUCUUCCUCCUCCUGGCACUCCGGCUGCAACCUGGGCGCACAGGGCACCACCCUGAAGCCCCUCUCCAUGCCCACCGUGCAGAUUUCAGAAGUGGAUACGCCAGCUGGAAGCAGCGAGACACUCAGCCCAACAGACUCCAGGGGCCUGAAGCCCGUGCAAGAGGACACCCCACAGCUGAUGCGCACACGCAGUGAUGUUGGGGUGCGUCGCCGUGGCAAUGUGAGGACAUCCAGUGACCAGCGGAAGAUCAGGCGCCAUCGUUUCUCUAUCAAUGGCCAUUUCUACAACCACAAGACUUCAGUGUUCACGCCAGCCUACGGUUCUGUCACCAACGUCCGCAUCAACAGCACCAUGACCACCCCACAGGUCCUGAAGCUGCUCCUCAACAAGUUUAAGAUCGAGAAUUCGGCAGAGGAGUUUGCUCUCUACGUGGUCCAUACCAGUGGUGAAAAGCAGAAGCUGAAGAACUCGGACUACCCGCUGAUUGCCCGCAUCCUCCAGGGUCCAUGUGAGCAGAUCUCCAAGGUCUUCUUGAUGGAGAAGGACCAGGUGGAGGAGGUCACCUAUGAUGUGGCCCAGUACAUAAAGUUCGAGAUGCCAGUCCUGAAGAGCUUCAUUCAGAAACUCCAGGAAGAAGAGGACCGCGAGGUGGAGAAGCUAAUGCGCAAGUACACUGUGCUCCGGCUGAUGAUCCGGCAAAGGCUAGAGGAGAUAGCAGAGACCCCCGAGACCAUGUGAACCGUGGGAAAGAAGGGGAAUCUGGGCACUCCAGGGGUUGCAGCUGACCUGGGAAGACCUGUGGGAAGCUAGGUGCUGUCCUUCUACAGAAAUGUCUCCACACGAACCUCUGCGCCCCUCUAAAAGCCAGCACCACUCCCUGGAGUCUGCUGAAGCCGCAGACAGCUCCCCAUGUCUGGAUCCCUGCUCUUUUUUGCCUCAUUCUCAAGGACUUUGAUUCUAAGGAGGACCCACAGCGUGUUCUCACAUACCUGAGUGUGUGUGUGUGCGCGUGUCUGUGCGUGUGUACUUACGAUGGCCAGGUGCCUCCCUGAUGUUUUCACAUGCAGUUCAAUCCCAAGCAGCCAGCAGGGGCCAUAAGGCUGGCACACAUACUGCUCCUUCACGGGAAGAACAGGGGGGUAACCGAGGCCUUGUGCCUCCUUCAGUGCCAACGUCAGCCCCACACACCUGCCAUGUUUGGAAGGGAAGAGGAUCCUGCAGGCUCAGUGUUUGGAGUUUCUGAAGGUUUUCAGCAGAGAUCCUUCUCGUUUGCAGGGAAGGAUGGGUGACUGUGAGAUUCUUGGAAAUUAGUGAAGUGACGGCCCCAUGGCCUUGGGGCAAGCCCAGUGAAGUGGGAAAGUGAGAUCACCUCGGGGCAGAUGCAAUGAGUCUGUGAGUUUUUGCACUGGAAAGGUUAUCAUUGUAGAAAGCACAGUGAAUGUCCUCUCCUAUGUGGGAAGAAUGGGUUCUGUCUUCAUUCUUGGCUUUUUUGACACUUCUGGGUGUUUCUGCUGUCUUAGCUGCCACUCCAGUUUGGGGGUUCCUCCUUGGCUUGAAGAAAGGCCUUCUGAAGCGGAAGUGCCUGGGGUGCAUAUAAUUCUGACCUGCUCAUGUGCCCGGGCCAGGUGUGUCCCAGGAUAAAUGGCAUUCAAAGGUUUUCACGUACUGGCAGACUGAAGGGAAGGUUGGAAGCCACCAGCUGAGUCGGCAGGUGCCUUCAAGCCUAGCCCGCUGUCACAUCAGUUAGAGCACCCCCCCCACACACACACUUGCAAGCUCCUUCACCUUAUACAUGGCGAUGGGUUCCAAGAAUGAAGGUGUGCCCUGUUGCUGAUUCAGCGGGGAUUAGGGAAGCUCUUUGGGGAGUCCCAUCAGUGUGGGCAGAGAGGACAGUGCUCACUUAGCUUCUGAGAAGCCUUGCUGUUGAUGUUUUUGAACCAGCCUCAUUGGCAGAAAGGGCAGCGAAGACCUUGUACCCCCUCGUUAGAGAUACCGUCAUGCAUGGCUUGUACCAUUUGAGGCCAGACAAGAUGCCCAGCUGGGGCUUGGUGCUGGUCUACAAAACCCAACCACGCAAGAUGAGCAAUUGUAACUCAGGCAUCUCUGAGCCAUGCUAUAGUGGGGUGCUCUUUCCUCCUUGCUCUCAAGGAAGUGCUAGCAGUUAAGGGACUGAGGGACCCUGACCAGCGUGCCUUGUAAGGAAGGAGGACCUCUGCCAGCAGACCUGUUUCUUGUCACUGUCCUCCACCCUCCUUAGAAGGUUCACAGCUGUGGUCUCAUUGUGGGCUUUCAAAAAGAUGGCUUAUUGUCAGCUAUUUUGCUGGGUAUCAAUUAGCAACCUAGCUCCUCUGACAGGCCAGCACCACCAUCCAUCUCAGGAUCAGAGGGAUGGAAACAGAGUCUUAGUCUCAAUCAUACACUCCUGCGGACACCAGCAAAGCACAGAACUAGGGACGGGGUGGCAGCUUACCUUAUAAUCACACACAAGACUCAUCAGGGUCCUUUCUUACACACCAAGAGCAGCUUUGUGGGUGCAAAUGUUUGAGGAAAUUUGAUUUGGGUCAUUUCUCUUCUAGUUAUCUUUCUUUUGAAUGUUCAGAGCCUGCAUUGUCCCACAAUUCUCCUUUGGAAGCUUGGGGGCUUCCCAUAGAGCACACUCUUUCUGGGAAAGUAUUUCUGGUUUAUGAAAUUUCCCUGUGAUCGUGUUAAUGUGUGACUGUUGCAGAGUGUCAGGUUGCCCAGCACUCCAAGGAGGUGGUGCCAAGGUGCAUGGCUUUUUAAAGUGUGGGGUUCAUGAGGAGAGUGGGGGUACAGGUCCACUAAUCCAUCUUGGAGCAUCCCCUAGAGACCACCUCCCACAUCCAAAUAACUGACCAAGAAUUUCAGGAAACUUGGCUGGGGAGAUGACUCACUCUUAGCAAGUGUGUGAGAAGCAGGCUUCAAUCUCUAGUAGCACAAUUUAAAAAAAAAAAAAAAAAGGAAGGAAGGAAGAGUGAAAGGAAGGAAGGUAGGAAGAGAGCAGUUAGGGUGUGGUCCAGUGGUAAAGGGUUCACUCGGAGACCUAGGGCCUGUUUUCUGACUCCAGCACCAAAUGCCACAUGAACUUUGGGAACUUUUGAAAUAGUUGCAGCUGCUCAGACCUCUACAGCGGCCAACUGGAUUUUCUCACUGGUCUCUCUUGGCCUUGAAGCUUUGAACUCCAAGACCAAUUGGUGUCGGUUUAUGUAAUUGUGUGCAAUGAACUUGAAAUCCUGAGGAAUAAAAGACCAACGAAUGUUGGGGGAGGGGAGGGCUAAUCCAACCUGUGAAAAGCGGUUUGGUGGCAUCUGAACUCUUUGUCCCCCUGUAAAGUCUUAUGUUACAAGGUGAGGAACUCGGUCCAUCCGAGUGAGGUGAUGAAAUCAAGCACACCUCGGUUGAGCACAUUAGUGGGGAGGUGAUGAUUCAAAGCACAAACGCCAGCCUGCCCAUGGGACUGGGGACGGGCAUACUGCUGACACACUGGACAAGUGCAGCUUGAAGCCCAGGAUGGGGUGAGACAGCCUCAGGAGGACCAUGCCAC
Molecule: messenger RNA, 3940 nt
Organism: Psammomys obesus (fat sand rat)
Lineage: Eukaryota; Metazoa; Chordata; Mammalia; Rodentia; Muridae
Gene: Rassf2
Product: Ras association domain family member 2
Exons: 11
Coding region: 136-1116 (326 amino acids)
Biological process (GO): positive regulation of protein kinase activity; positive regulation of JNK cascade; signal transduction
Cellular component (GO): cytoplasm; nucleus
Source: RefSeq, a predicted model, not a curated record